Molecule: messenger RNA, 2687 nt
Organism: Haliotis rufescens (red abalone)
Lineage: Eukaryota; Metazoa; Mollusca; Gastropoda; Lepetellida; Haliotidae
Product: protein kish-B-like
Exons: 3
Coding region: 102-326 (74 amino acids)
Source: RefSeq, a predicted model, not a curated record
UUAGACGCGAGUACUUCCUGUUGACACGCAGAGGCACGAAAACAAACUUCUUAUGCCUCAAAUAGUCCAGUUCUUAAACAGACAAUUACCUCUCUGAGAUAAUGACGAAUGUGUAUUCAUUUGAUGGAAUGUUGGUCUUUGGCCUGCUUGUCAUAUGUACCUGUGCCUACAUGCGACGGGUUCCUAGACUCAAACAGUGGUUCCUGUCAGAGAAAAAAGGCUUGCUAGGAGUUUUUUAUAAAGCAUCUGUUAUUGGCACCCGACUCCACACACCAAUAUCGGUCAUCUGUAUCCUCAUGGCAUUCUAUGUUCUUCUACUCAAGUAACCAUGGAAACUCACCCCUCAUUCCGUCUCCGCCCAGAGUUGUCUGCCCUUGUUCCCUCAUCCAUCAUGACUUUGUAUCACAGUAAGUGUGGGAGAGGCAUGGACAUUACAGAGGACAGUGGAUAGUGGCUGACGAGUCAGCUAGGCAGAAGCUGUGUAAUAGAUGAAGAACAUGACUUUCUGUGAUCACUAUGUACUUACCAUGUUUGUGUCCAGAUGUCACAUGGCAUUCAUAGUGCUGAUGUUACAAUUUGCAGAGCUCCAGAUGCUUUUUUGUAUAAAAUAUGCACAACAAAUCACGUUUACCCACUUAAUUUCAAGUUGCGGUGUAGAAAUAUGCCUGAAAAAUAUUAUUAUUCAUUAGUGCAACUACUGUGCGUAUUUACCCAAUGUGGCCUUUAGCUUCUGUACUGUAAUGAUUUGUAUUAACUGAUCAAAUGCAGGCAUCACUAUUGCGUUGAUUAAUUGAUAAAAGUGCUAUAUAUCUUUUUUAUUUUGUAACCUAGAGAUAUCACUGUAGUGAACUUGCAACAAGUGAAAAAAUUGCAUCUUCCCGAGGCAAGGGAGUUAACUGACUCUAAAAGUCCAGUUUCCAUCCUUGCCAAACGAGGCUGGAAUUUCUGGGCUCGAUCAUAGCGCCACCAACCUAUUAUGAGGAAUGUCCCUCCUACUGACCUAUCAGAUACCACCUCUCUGAUCACUUGCAUUUUGCAUUAAACAAAAUAGCGGCGCCCAGUCAAGACAAUCUGAUUAAUAAUCAAAGUCUAUGUUGUGAUAAAACAGGUCUUACGUCGCGAAGUGCAUCAAAUCAGGUGAGCACCUUGAUUAAAAACAUGAAAAAAUGUGAAACAUAUCUGUAGACGCCGAGUUGGUGGUACACAUGCUUUGCAAUCAACCAAAAUCUGCACAGCAGUUUACGAACUGUAUGUCGUUGUCGUUGUGCAGUUUUGAGCCAAAAUGUAACUCCAUAAUACCAGCCUAGUUCGGCAAGGGUGGAAACUGAACUUUUAUAGUCAGUUAACUCCCUUGCCUCAGGAAGAUGUAAAGUUGGGGCAGCACAUAAUCAGGUGCGAAGUCAUCUGUAACUGCAUUUUAGGCACAAUUUGUUUUUCAGAUUUGUACCUUGUGGACACAAGGGAGUUAAAAUGCAUUGAAUACCAAAAGAAACAUGUAAAUAGCCAAUGAUAAUGACUACAUGUGACUAAAUACUCAUUGGCUUUAAAAGACGACCUGGAGUCCUGACUUCAUCUUGUGUGGUAUUCAUUAAUCAUGGGAUUUCACUUGGUCUGACCCAGUGUCUGAAAUAACUGCCAGCCCGCCUGCCCGUGGCUGGUAACUUUUCUAUCAGGCUGCAUGAAAUUUUCCUCCACCUGCCCGACUGUCUGGCAGAUAAUUUUAAUACUACUUACGUAUUCCGUUUUAUCAUAACUCCUCAUAAAUUCUCAAGUAAUUAUUUGCAUUAUUUAAGCUGUAUCAAGAUGCAAUUUGUCUCUUAUUUUUCACGAUUUUUCAAUGUUCAUCAUGUCUGAAUGCGGGUGGGUAACUUUGAAAAUGGUCAGGCACCUUUCAUGGGUCACCUGCCCAACUGUCUUGUUGGGUUUUCAAAUUAUUUCAGUUGGUCUGACCAACUGUUAAACUUCAGGAAUUCCGAGACUACUCAGUUCCUUUUUCUAAAAACUUUUAUCUCUUGAAAGAAGAAGCUAAAUACAGAAACUCUAACCUUAUUUUCAUUUGCGCAAAAAUGUGGGCAGGUUAUUCUGCAAAACAGUGAUAUAAUUUAUUCAAAUUUUUCUCUUCACAGUGGCUAAUGCCAUGACAUCGCCUAAAAUAGGCAGAAUGUGAAUUUCAUGUACAUGAAACAAUUAUGUGGAUAAGUUGUGACAUACAGAAAAAUGAAGAUCUAAGGCUGGUUGUAUUCAGGGUGGUUUCGGCCAAAGUCGGUUGUAUCGUUUCUCAUCACCAUUCUUGUUUUGAUUAUCAUAUUACUAUUUGUUUAGAAAUGUGUGUAUAAAUCUCGAGAAUUUGUCCUAUUUUUAGGUUUCCUCAAGAAUGUAAAGUAAUUUACAGAUUAAUUUUUACGUUGGUAGUUUUCUAAGCUAUACAGAUAGGAAUAUAGAAAGAUUUGAAAGAAUGUUACCAUGAUGUAUGGUGUAUGUUUUACCUUAAAGAGGGGCUGUGCUCCACUGUCUGGAAUCCAUUAUCGGUUUAGGUCUACACUUUGUGAUCAGUGACUUGUAUAUGAGUGAGUUGGGUUUAACGCCACUUUUAACAGUAGUCCAGUUAUAUCGCGGCGUGUCAGCUUAAUGUGGGAGGAAAGCCCGAAGUGAUGCAGGUCUCAGACGUUUACCCAUUCGGUGAAACC